AUGUCUCAACUUAAUACCACCAACAACAAUGCACAGCAAGUAUCUUACAGCACAAAGAACAGUCGCGCAGGCAUCCUAGACGCUGAGCGCACCACUGCCGACGUUUCCGGUCCCACCGACAGCCAUGUCUUGUCCAAAGUAGACCAGGAUGAAAAGGGUCUCGCCCAGAGGGCUGGGGAUACCGACACUAUCACCGACGUGGGAUGGGACAAACCGCCGGAACAAAUCCACGAGCGCGUGGUCUCAGGUUUGUCGAAUGAGGAUUUAUGGAUGCUCAUCCGACGAUUCAACAAGCAAAUCUACUAUGUCAAAGCAAUGCCGGAGGCUCCCCUCCAGCGGCUCGACCUGAAUCGCGCGGAAGACGAGCAGUUCUCCCCGGACAAACUGCGAGCAACCCUCGAGCGGUUCUAUACUAGUAUUGUCGUGUCCUUGACUGGCUUCGUCAAGCAUAUUGCAAGACUGCGUUCAUGGCGGGAGCGCAAUCGGACGGCAGGAUUCUGCAUUGUCUACUUCGCUGCCUGGAUGCUUGACCUCCUUGCACCUACACUUUUCGCCGUUCUUCUGGUCCUGGUUGUUUCUCCUCAAUCUCGCGAAUUCCUGUUCCCUCCUGCGCCUAUUCCGUUGGUAAGCACGGACACAGGGGGUAUACAGAAACCUAAGGCAGGGGUUUUAGGUUCUCACGACAGUAUAACGGGGGCACCGGAGAAGAUGAAGGGUGAAGCUGCCGAAAGAGAGGCAUCGAAUCUCAUCACCAGUGUUGCCAGUGUCGCCGUGGGUAGCGUCGCCGGCAAACAUGACCAGGGAACUCCCGAAGAUGCGCCUAUCGAGUCAUCGGUGCCAGAUGCCAUGGAGAUAGCUACCAGUGCAGCGGAUGCGCAGACUGCCGCUCACGGAGAGAGCACGGAUGAAUCUCACGAUAAAACCAAGGAGCCCAUGAGGGAUACAGUCUACAACGCUGCAAACCUAGCCAUGCGCAUCCUUGCCGACAUCAUUGACACCUACGAGAGGUUUGGCAAUGCUCUGUCUCCGACACCUCCCUUCUCCAUGAUCACUCCAUACUUCCGGUUGGCGAGCGUGCUAUCAGUAGGCUUCCUCGCGUCCCUUAUCAUCUCCAGCCACAUGUUCGUCAAGAUGAGUACCUUUGGCGUGGGCUUUGCAUUCUUCGGUGACCCAAUCAUCAGACGUGGAGUGGCAUACCUGAAUCGUGAAUUCCCCCGCUGGGAGAAACUCCUCGAGCUACAGAACUCCCUCCUCAAGGGCAUCCCCACCAACGCCCAACUCACACUAACCCUCCUCCGUAUCGGCGAAGCCAAUGGCGCCCCUCUGCCCCCUCCCCCAUCCCACUCCCUGCACGCCACUCCCGAUCAACCCGCUCACGUCCGCAACGAGGACAUCAACCUCGACGCGACAGACGAAGAGAUCAACGCGGCCAUCGCCCCGACGCCGCAACCGCAAACUGACUCGACGCAGCACGAGAUCCACCCGCAGCCUCCCAAGAAAGGAUUCGCGAGCCGGAUGCUCGGCUUCUUCCGGGGCACGACAGCGACCGGCAUUGAGAGCAAGCUGGCGGUGGACCGGGCUAAAGCGGCUGUGGGCUCGAAGCGGGCCAAGGGCCGCGUCGGUGUGCUCCGCAAGAAGGGCCAGAUCACCCUACCCUCGGGCCCUGUGCAGUUCGACGGCCGCUACCGCGGAAAGCACGGCGUGCUCGUUAUCGACCAGUCGCAGUCCCCGCCGCUGCUGUACUUCACCACCGACCAGUCGGUGCAAGUCGACGACCCCACCUUGGCGCGCCGCUCCAAGAGCUCCGUUCUCUUCACCAUGCCCGUCUCCGACAUCCGCGAGAUGCGCAAGGUGGGUGGGCUGGGCUGGAAGGGCAAGCUGGUGACCGGUUGGGCGGUUGGCAGCAAGGAAGUGGUGGACGGCCUCAAUCUGAUCGGCAAGCUUCCGGAGCAGAACUAUCAGCUCACGGCCAUGAAGACCCGCAAUCAGCUGUUCAAUCGGCUCGUGGCUAUUGAUGGACAGGUCUGGGCGAGCUACUAA
Messenger RNA from Aspergillus aculeatus ATCC 16872, 2040 nucleotides. RefSeq names its product DUF3292 domain-containing protein. NCBI's taxonomy places the organism in Eukaryota, Fungi, Ascomycota, Eurotiomycetes, Eurotiales, Aspergillaceae. The record is from RefSeq and is a predicted model, not a curated record. Bases 1 to 2040 code for a protein of 679 amino acids. The transcript has 5 exons.